AUGUCACACCAGGCGGCUAAGCCGUCCAAAUAUGAACUUAAGGAUGCACCGAGAAUUCACGAUAAUAAUAAUAAUAAUGAUGAUGAUGAUGAUCGAAGGCCGUUAAGAGAGCUGAGUGACUUUAACAAGAUAUUUAGAUCUGUUUCGGGAGAACCUCAUGAUCACAAAUUUCGUCAGAGACCUCUGUUGAGUCGUGACCAUAGUUCCGAUGCUGAAGAUUCUUCACAAAUUAUUUCUAAUCCAAUGCAUUUUCCUAAUCAGUUUUAUGAUCCAAUGGAAUCAAGGUAUGAGUCUAGUGAGGAUGAAGAAAAUAAUGACGCUGAUUAUGCUGCGGGAGGUGAUGCCAGUGCUUCAAAUACCAAUGAGCAGGAGCGAACCAACAACAUGGCUUCGCCUAAACCAGAUUCAAGAGAACAAGUCGAAGCUAGCCAAAAUGAAAACUUGAAUACAGAGACCAACCAAAAUCAACCGCCAACUCAAAGAUCAAGAGUGCAGUUUACUCAUUCGCAGACGUUCAGCAGCUUUCUUCCAUCGAUGUUCAGCAACAACCACCACCAGCACCAACACCAACCUCUGACUGAAACCCCGGAAGGAACCGAAAUCAAUGAUGCUGACUUGGACCAAGUGCAACGCCCUGGUUUUGGUUCAAGACUGGAGUCAACUAAGCAACCGCGUUUGAAGAACAAGCUCAAAUUUUGGAGAAAAAAGGAUAAGGAAAGGUUUAGUUACAAUGCAAAUGAUGAGUCUCCAGAUGAAUCAGAAAAGUUACGUAGAGAACGAGCACUGGAAUUGCUUACCAAUCUAUCUAUGGGUAGCCCAGCAAUCAGAUUAAUGGGUGCUUGCUUGUUGGAAGACGAAAGUGGUAUUGCCAGAGCACCUUUACUCUUGACAUUGUUAGGAUUUCAGAUAUACGACGUAACCAAUGAUGACCUUACCAAAUUUAGAAGGUUCCGAAUUGAUGUGGAAUAUGGUUUUGGAAUCGAACGAAUGCAAUGGAGUAUUGAAAGAAGUACAACUGAAUUGUUUUACCUUCAUUCCAAGUUGAAAAUUGAGUUGUGGAGAAAAGAUUACCUGGCAAAUAUAACAUCUAAAGACACUCCCGGUAACAAAUUGCCCAAACUUCCAUUUCCGCCAUUUAAAAAGAAUACCGACAAGUCCAAGCAGGGGCUGAGACUGAAGAAACUGGAUCUGGGUAGAAGAAGACAAUCAUUAGCGCAAGAGCAUGAUCACCAUCACGAUCAUCAUCACGAUCAUGAUGGUGGAGAAGGAGAAGAAGAAGAAGAAGAAGAAGAAGAAGACGAAGAUGAAGAAGGUGAUGGCGGUGACGGCGCUUCGUUGAAUACAGUGCGCUCAAGAUUAUCACGACUUCGACUGAAUCUUGGCAGUAUCACUUCGGCCAUGUCCCAUGAACAUAAAACUGAUUUUAUCGAACGCCGGAAGCAGAAAAAUGCUGCCUAUAUUCGUGAAGUUGAAGACUACCUUCGGAAGCUUAUCUUAUUCAUCAAAUUGAGACCACAAUCAAAUUACGUAUUUGCAUUUUUUGAAAUUUCACCGCUUUCCGCAUUGUUGAGUUAUGAAUCUGGAUACAUGGGUAAACAGGGCGAUAUUCAUAUUCGUGGUACAGCCAAGUCGCAAGGAUGGAGAGUUGGUCAUUUCAAAGUCAAUGAUCUCAAGGGUAUAUAUGAUAGACGCGUUGACAAGUGGAUGCUAACCAGAGACAGUUAUAUAGUUUAUGUGUCAAAUAUUAAUUCGACGACACCAUUGGAUGUGUUUUUAGUUGAUUCAAAUUUCAAAAUCACCACAAAAAAUGUCCAGAUAACCGAAGAAGAAGAAGACGAGGAGGAGCCAGAAGGAUUUGAAACAGGCUCUUUGAGUGGAAAAAAAUUACAGAGUUUACACAAUAACUCUAAACCUGAUGCAGUGUUUUCGCAUUUGAAGAUUACUUUGGAAAACAGAGAGAGAAAACUUGUUGUUAUCCCCAAGAAUUCCAGAGAGCAUGUUGCUUGGUUAAAAUCAUUCAAGUUAAUGCAGCAGAAUACAAUAUGGAGUCAGAAGCAUAGAUUUGAUUCGUUUGCGCCAAUCAGAACCAAUUGUUUUGCACAGUGGUUUGUUGAUGGAAGAGAUUACUUUUGGGCACUUUCGGCGGCACUUGAGAUGGCACAGCAAACUAUUUUUAUACAUGACUGGAUGCUUUCGCCUGAACUAUACCUUAGACGACCAGCUAAUGGUAACCAACAGUACAGAAUUGAUAGACUUCUUCAGAAGAAAGCUAGGGAAGGUGUCAAGAUUUUUGUCAUUAUCUACAGAAAUGUGGGAACCACAGUGGCAACAGAUUCUCUUUACACCAAGCACUCAAUUUUGUCAUUGAAUGAAAAGAAUAUCCACGUUAUCCGUUCUCCAAAUCAGCUUUUGCAGAACACAUACUUUUGGGCACAUCACGAAAAGCUUUGCAUUAUUGAUCACACCUAUGCGUUUUUGGGAGGAAUUGAUCUUUGUUAUGGUAGGUUCGAUACAUCGGAUCACGUAUUGACGGAUGAUUCUCCAGUUAACUUUGACAGCAUGCAACCCGAUGAUAGAAUGACUCCCGAAAAGUUUCUCAACUUUACAACGUUUGUCGGUAAAGACUACUCGAACCCUAGGGCUAAGGAUUUUUUUGAUCUUGACAAGCCGUAUGUUUCUAUGUAUGACAGAAACACGACACCUAGGAUGCCGUGGCAUGAUAUUCACAUGUUGACUACGGGCAAAGCUGGUCGUGAUUUGGCGAGACAUUUUGUGCAAAGAUGGAAUUAUUUGAUUAGGCAAAAGCGUCCCAGUAGGUUAACACCUUUGCUUCUUCCACCGCCCGACUUCCUGGACGAAGAAGCAGAGGCCCAUGGCUACUCUGGAACUUGUAAUGUUCAAUUGUUGCGUUCUGCGGGUAAUUGGUCUCUCGGUUUGCAAGAGCACGAGCAAAGUAUUCAAAAUGCUUAUUUGAAGCUAAUUGAAACAUCACAACAUUUCGUGUACAUUGAAAAUCAAUUCUUUGUGACUGCAUGUGUUGUUGAUGGUGUUGAGAUAAAGAAUAAAAUUGGAGAUGCAUUAGUCGAGAGAAUUAUUCGUGCACAUGAUGAAGGUACCAAUUGGAAAGCUAUUAUUGUUAUACCGUUAAUGCCUGGAUUUGAAGCACAAGUCGAUCAGCCAGAGGGUUCAUCAGUGAGAGUGAUUAUGCAAUGUCAGUACAUGUCGAUAUCUAGAGGAGAGUCCUCAAUCUUUGCUAAAUUGAAAAUGCGCGGAAUCAAUCCUGAAGAUUAUAUCCAAUUCUUUUCAUUGCGUAAAUGGGGCCGCAUUGGUCCAAAGAGAACUUUGGUGACCGAGCAGUUGUACAUUCAUGCAAAAUGUAUGAUUGUUGAUGAUGUAUCUGUUAUCAUUGGAAGUGCCAAUAUCAAUGAAAGGUCAAUGAGAGGUGUUCGUGAUUCUGAAGUGGCUGCGGUAAUCCAAGAUCAAGAACAAAUUACCACCAAGAUGAACGGUAAACCUUACAAAGCUGCUAAGUUUGCGCACACAUUAAGAAUGCGCUUGAUGAGAGAACACUUGGGUGUGUCGCUAGACAUUUUGGAUACGGUUGAACGAAGAUUUAAGCGUUUCGAGGAUUUUGCUUCUUCCGAUGAAGGUCUCAAGUAUGCGACAACUGAUUUCAAAGAUCUUCGCGAUCGUCAAUUGUCUGCCAUGGUUGAGCUUGCUACUAGAGAUGUUUUGAACGAACGUGAUGGAACACAGAGAUGGAAGGACCGCAUUGAAAUAUCGGGACUCGACGCCGAAGUUGCCGCAUUUGACUAUAAGGAAGAAGAGUCAUUACUGCCACCACCUUUGUUCUUGCCUGUUUCUUUCAAUAACCGUACCGGCCCCAAUGAAGCCAAUAGAGGUGUGCGAGACAAGAAAAAGAAAUCAUACGACCCUAGAGUCCAGCGUAAUAAAGAUCAUUACCAUGAUGUUGCUGGAAAAGGUACCGAUAAGUAUCACUCAAAGCUAGCUGAAAGUGCUAGAGUAACAAGUAGCGAGUUCUUGAAAGAGUUAUCCGUGCAGGUCAUGGAGGGCACAACUCCAAGUACCAGUUUCUUACCAGACGUGGAAAGUGUCCGUGAGUUUUUGAAUGGCGAUGAUGCUGAAUUAGCUGGUGUGUAUAAAGAGGAAGAUGUAGCUCAAAUCAUUAGGCGAAGAAAUGAAGAAAGGUGGUUAUUGUUGAAAAAGGUUUCAUAUUUGCAAAGAGUAGCAGCUAAAGAGCAACAUUCCAAAACGGUUGAAAACAAUAGGCGCCAACAAGGAGGGUUGGAUCCUCAAUCAUCAUCAUCUCACGGAUCUCAGGAGCAUGGUGAAACCAAUGGAGACCAAAUUGUUGAUGGAAUAUCCACAGGUAAAGGUCUCGGCGCUGAUUAUGUUAGAGAUGACCAACACCAAGCUGUUUCCUUGACCGAUUCAGCUGUAAAGGAAAUUUUGAAUGGAUUGACUAUUCCGGAGGCCAAAGUUAGCAAUUUCAUGGAUCCAUACGAUUUCGAAGAUCCUGUGAACCCCGUAUUCUAUGAAUACGUAUGGAAUGAGCAUGCCAGAAGAAAUACUGAGCUUUUCCGAAUGGUAUUCCACUGUCAACCAGAUGACGCAGUUAGCCGUUGGGCGGAGUAUACGUAUUUUUCAAAAUUGCAAAGCACAUUUAUGAAGAGUCAAAACCCCGAACUGCGCGAUAGUACAUCAAGCCAAGCAGGGUCCAAUAGCGAGGAACACGGUGUAUCGAAGAAAGAUGACAUGCAGAUGGCCAACAAUAUUAAACGGAGUGCUCCUGAAGGUCCAAAUAGCACUGGAAAUAUUGCAAGUCAGGACGAAGACUAUGGUUUGUUGGGAAGAGUUCCUCCUUCUAAAGAGGAGCGCAUGGAAUCGGAAAAGCCCAAAAAAAUUAGGAACAAACUUGUACGUAGUAUGAGUUCUUUUGCUGGUGCCAAAGAUGAUCAGAGAUCUUUGCGUUCUAGCUCCGAUGGAGAAGAUUUACACGGUGAUAUUCUCGAAGAAAAGGAAAUGUUUGAAAAUAAUACCGCAGUACCACCCGAUUCGGAAACAUCACCUGAAGUUGAUGGUGAAAUGAGAGAUGGAACAAUAGAUGAGAAGCUCACCGAGACUGCAGAUCCUGCAAAGCUUUUUGAUGAAAUUAACAGCGCCGAUGGUAACAAUGGCAACAAUACUAAUCAAAACUUGCCGAAUGGGUCUUGGUCUCAAGAGAAUACCAAUGAACAUGAAGUAUUGCAUUCAGCAACCCAAAAGGCAAAUAGUUUCAAUAGCAGCUACGACGAGGAACAACCGCACGUGAGGAAGAAUAGAGCAGGCGCUUUCCUUACGCGUAGAAAGAUUCAAAGUGGAGAAGCUGUUUAUGAUAAAGCAACUGCGGAAAAAUUCUUGAGUGCAAUCCAAGGCCAUUUGGUGUACUUCCCCACUGAAUGGUUAAGCACCGAGUUGAAGAACAACAACUGGUUUUACAAUACUGAUAGAUUACCACCAAUGGAGAUAUAUGAUUAG
Messenger RNA from Lodderomyces elongisporus, 5538 nucleotides. It is a transcript of the gene PLD1, whose product is annotated as phospholipase D. Bases 1 to 5538 code for a protein of 1845 amino acids. Lineage: Eukaryota; Fungi; Ascomycota; Pichiomycetes; Serinales; Debaryomycetaceae. Gene Ontology annotation, molecular function: D-type glycerophospholipase activity. Gene Ontology annotation, biological process: phospholipid catabolic process. The transcript has 2 exons. The record is from RefSeq and is a predicted model, not a curated record. Gene Ontology annotation, cellular component: intracellular membrane-bounded organelle.